AUGAAGGCUUUCCUUGUCCUCCUGCUGGGAGCAGUCCUGUGCUUGGACUCAGGUUCUUCUUUGAAGUGUUACAGCUGCACGUCACAGCUCAGCAACUCCAACUGUAAGAAGGAAGAGGAGUGCAAGGAUGAGGAAAAUUGCAAGACAGAAGUGAUCAGGAUCGCAGGGCUCUUCAACAUCAUCAGCAAGGGCUGUGAUUCAUCGUGCAAAGUAUCCUAUCAAGACUUCAGC
Molecule: messenger RNA, 231 nt
Organism: Antrostomus carolinensis (chuck-will's-widow)
Lineage: Eukaryota; Metazoa; Chordata; Aves; Caprimulgiformes; Caprimulgidae
Product: prostate stem cell antigen-like
Exons: 3
Cellular component (GO): plasma membrane
Source: RefSeq, a predicted model, not a curated record